AUGACAGUUCCAACCAAUCCUGCAACAGCAGCUCCAACCACCACGUCUAUUGAGGAAACCAUCGAGGGGCUACUUGAACAAGACACCCUAGUGGCUCUAGAAGACCCAGGGUCACCUCAGUCUUUGGCAAUGGAGUGGUUGUUGGAAGAUCCCAAUCUUCAUUCAUACUUAGAUGCUCGCAUCAAGCAAAAGUUUGCCUUGGCAACUCUCUACUAUGCCACCAGUGGAGACACCUGGGUAGAGAAUUCCAAUUGGCUGAACCACAGCAUCCAUGAGUGCUCAUGGUUCAUUUCACCAAAUUUUGCGCAGAAGGAUACAAUGGAGUUGAUUUACCCAGGUUAUUUGUCAGAGUUCUUCCCUCCCUCCGAGCCUCCGCCUACACCCUGCAACAGUCAUGACAUGUAUCAAAAUUUGUGGCUGGAUCGAAACAAUCUUGUGGGUCACCUCCCAGAAGAGCUCUACAUGCUGUCACAUUUGCAGACACUGUCUCUUGGAUGGAAUAGGCUUGCUGGCACACUCUCUAGUCGAUUGGGACAGCUCACUGAAUUGGAAGGUUUGGUCAUCUUUGACCAACCAACGACUGGCAAUAUUCCCUCAGAGAUUGGCCUUUUGACCCCUCUGAGGGGCCUUGUCUUGACCAACAGCAAUCACCAAGGGCUCCUUCCUUCCGAGUUGUGGCAGCUUACAAAUCUUGCAACUCUUGCUUUCUUGGACCAUCAGCAUAUGCAAGGAAGCAUUCCAACAGAGGUUGGCCUGUUUUCCAGCCUGAAAUGGCUUGUAGCCAUUAAUGUUGACUUCUCUGGCACCAUCCCCACAGAGCUAGGAAAAAUUGAAUCAUUAGAGUGGAUUGCUCUCGAACAGAACAGGCUUUCCGGGACUAUUCCAACCGAGCUAGCCUUCUUUCCCAACAAGUCAUUGAUCACUUUGUUUGGUUACGACUUGGUGGGGGCUAUUCCGAGCGAGUUGGGCUUGCUCAGUUCGCUGUUUGAGCUGCCAUUGUAUGGCAAUCACCUCACUGGGACAAUCCCGAGCGAACUUGGUCUUCUAUCAAAUAUGAAUUUGGGUCUAGAUCUCCAAGAUAAUCUACUCUCAGGACCACUCCCCACCGAGCUUGGUCAAUUGGCAAAUGUGCUUUGGCUUUUGGUGGAAGACAACCGACUGUCAGGCCAGAUCCCAAGUGAAUUCGGAGAACUCACAGAACUGCGGUAUCUAGGUUUGGCCAACAACAGCUUGUACGGCUCAAUUCCUCGGGAAUUAUCCAGGCUGCAGGACUCGCUGCAUUCAUUGUCAUUGCAUGGGAACCCACUGUUGACUGGAACAGUUCCAGAUGGCAUUUGCACAGUCCACGGUCCCCCAGUCAGGAACCAAAUGGCACCAGAUGCAUCUCUUGGACCAGCUGGAGUGCACCUUGAUUGCACAGAAUUCUUGUGUGGCUGUAAUUGUUUGUGUGAGUGA
Seminavis robusta is the source of this 1455-nucleotide messenger RNA. Lineage: Eukaryota; Bacillariophyta; Bacillariophyceae; Naviculales; Naviculaceae. The record is from the annotation of a GenBank genome assembly.